AUGGAGUUUACAACAACCACUGCUACAACCACUACUGCUGCUGAACAACAAGAAGACAUCAAUCAUCAACAUCCAUCGGAUGAUAGUCCUGUAGUUAGAACAACUAAAAUUGCUGACAAAAAACUUUAUCCCACUGUAACAGAUGAAAAUGUAGAAUUACAAAAAAGCAUGUUAAAUAAUUAUGUGGAUAAAAAUACAUUAUUUUUUAAUAAAUUCAAAAGAGAACGUCGAUUAACUGAGAAACUAUCCAAAGGUAUUGGUUAUCAUCUUGGACGAAGACGUCGUCUAUUGGAAAGUCGAAGAAGAAUGGCAGAUUUUGCUUUAGCAUUCAGUAUAUUCGGUAUAUUAGUAGCAUUUCUUGAUAUUGAAUUCAUCUCACGAUCAUUGUAUCAUAAAGUAAGUUGGGAUAACAUAGUUUUUUUUCCUUAUUAUAGAUGUCCUUCAUCAUGA
This is a messenger RNA of Schistosoma turkestanicum, 450 nucleotides long. Lineage: Eukaryota; Metazoa; Platyhelminthes; Trematoda; Strigeidida; Schistosomatidae. The record is from the annotation of a GenBank genome assembly.